AUGGGCGCCUUGGUGUGUUGUCAAGUGUCGGCAUUCAUGAUGAAGUUAAAUUGUAAGGAUCAAGAGAAAGACCGCAUGUCGAUUAAAGAAGUCAUUUUUGCCCCGAAAGAGGUGGGUCGAGACCGCAUUCUGUACGCUUCUACGAUUUGGAACGCCAUGGAAUCACCACAUAUAUACCACCAACUUCGUCCUCUGUCAAUCCCCAAAUCCAGCCAAUCCAAUGUGACGAAUAGCAGAACGCCAACAGAGCACAUCCCAAGAAUAUCAAGCCGGCAUCGAGGUUCGUGGAAAAGUGAUGAGGAAAAUUCCCACCUUAACGGUCACCGAAGGACUAAUGGAGGUAAUAACGGUGGAAGCAAUCAUCGUAGUCGAAGUGCUCACUCUCCUUCCUCGUCUCAAGCAGGAUCUAGCAGAUCUUCCGCACGACUACUCUCAGCUAGCUACGCUCAUAGACCUUUACCUCCACCACCUCAACUACCCAGGUAUCAUUUCGGCUGUCUGCUUCGAAACAGUCUCCUACCGAUGCCGCCAGGAUUGGUCGCCAAGAGUAAUCUCAGUGGUUCUCGUUUCAUUGGCUCAAAAGCUCCACCCUCUGCUGGAGAUGUGAAGGUGAUACUCUGUGUAAAAAUGUCCAGUACUAUAACCACUACUCAAGCCAGCUCCCUAGUCGACGGGGCAAGUUCGACUCCUUGUGUUAUGAUUGAUCCGCGAAGGAAACAGGUCACUCUUGUACAUCCCGCUCCCACUCGAAGGAGAUUCGGUCUAACUGCCCCAAAGAUGUUCUCUUUCGAUUCAGUUUACACACAAGAUGAUCCUUUGGCGGAAGUUUGCUCCACUGCACUCACAGAUGCUGUGUAUUCGGUGGUUCAUGGAACCGAUAGUUGCGUUCUCUGCUUUGGUCAUGCGAAAACUUCCAAAUCUCGAACAAUGUUGGGAUCGGAUACAUCUGUAGCCUCUCUGGGAGUUAUUCCAUGCGCAAUCGCUUGGCUAUUUCGACUUGUUGGAGAGCAGAAAGAAGUCACUAAAACCCGGUUUUCUGUUCGAGUCUCUGCUGUUGAAGUCUUCGGUCACGAAGAAUCAUUCAAGGACCUUCUUCAAGAUUCAGCUUUAGAGAGUGGAGAUGACCAUUUACAAGGACCAGCUCCUAGUAGCUACCUCCGCGACAACAGUCCUAAUUCUAAGAACAGGUCAAUGUCCAACACAACAAAUUCCAAUGACAAUACUCCCGCUGCCCGGCUGAGUCAAGUAAUGGACAAACUCACAGAAAUUCGAGCGCCAACUGCCGGUCAUGCUGCUCAUCUCUUAGAUGUUGCGCUUGCCAAUCGUGCCCAAAAUACCGCUAUAUCUCAUACUCUUUUCACACUUCAUGUAUAUCAAUAUAAAGUUGAGAAGAAUGGUGCCGGAACUGAAGUUUCCGGUGGUAGGAGUCGUCUACAGUUACUUUACUUAGGAUGUGGCCGAUAUGGUUCUAAAGAGAUUGGACAAGCUCAGGAUCAGAGCUCAACUUCAAAGAGCCUCUCACUUGCGAAUAUUGCCAACGUUCUCUUGGGAUUACUUACCGGUCAACGGCAACUUCCUCACAGAGAGUCUGCCGUCACACAGCUUUUGCGAGAAGGAAUGACUGGAAAGCAUGCUCAACCUUGCAUUAUCGCGCAUGCCUCCGGUCAACAGCAACACUAUUCAGAAACUUUACAAGUCAUUCAAUUAGCAUCCAAAUUGCAUCGUCUUCGGCGUCGCAGAGUGGGUAGUAGUGGAGGAAGUAGUGCAGGAGGUAGUAAUUGGAACGCGUCAAUCGGUGGCACGACAUCUGACUCCUCUACAUCAUCUCGGGGGUUCCGAUCGCGACUCUCAGCUCGUCCUAGACUAGGUCGCUCCUCAUUUGGUGCAUCUACUACUGAUUACACAUCGAGUAGCGAACAAUCUUGUGCUGGGGACACAGUAAUCUACCUUGGUGGUGCUAGCGAGACAGAGAGCUCGCUGGGUCCUCGUGGUCUUGCUGAUGGAAGUGUAGUUCAUUCCGCUGAUGAGUGGAAAAAUUACACUAAUUCUAGCGAAGAAGGAACCCUUCAAAGGUCAUUCUCUGCUGGAAAAACCCGAAUUGGAAGAUCUCUCUCUCAAUCAGAGAAUGGCGGAACACUCCGAUCGUCUGGUUUAAUUAAACGUGUAACACCAAGAACUAAUGCAACAGCCUGGCCAAGAGCGGCAGCUGUUAGAAAGGGGAAAGAGAUGGUCAGUUCUACUGAGGAGACAUGGGUAGAUGGACCUAAUGCAAUGGUGACGAAAGGGCAGCAAUCCGAUUCACAGACAACCUGUACUGAAAAUGCGCAAUCCCAGCCACCGCCUCCUGCUCCGCCAUAUUUCGGUGUUACGCAUCAUAUCAUUUCUCAGAACCAAGUUCAAGGAACUGAAACACCGAAAAUGUUUGUUGCACCAUCAGCUGAACAGAAGAGUAGCACUGAAAUCGAUUCUACUAACACCCCCGCAGAAGUGCAUAUCAAAGAACCCACUUAUGCAUCUAUUGAUGAGAUGAAACAGUCCCAACAAAGCAGUGAAAGCAGUAGCUGUUCAACUUCGGAUUCAACCAGCGGUUCAUCGGACAACGAAAAUGAUCAGGAAAGAAAUCCAAUUAAGAGCUCUGGAGGAAAUAACACUGGUGGGGGUGUUGGUGGUGGUGGAAGAGGUUUUGCAGUACUCUCUGACAUCAGUGAACGUACAGAAGAAACUGAAGGUGGAACUUCAGCCCCAAGUAGCAUUGCUGGAGGUGCCCAUGAAGAACGGGAAAACACCCUUCUUGAUUUGGCCAUUCAACAGAGCAAUCUUAUGAGCGCAAAUGAACAAGAUGGUCAAGGGGUAAAGCGUACAAUUAGUUGGUGUCUUAACGAUACUUUCUCCGAAUAUCCUCCAAUUUCAUUCCUCCAAUCCAAUUAUGCCACCCCUCAGCUGGAGCAUAAAUCUAUCGAGCAGCAAACCACUACUCCAAUAAUGAAUGAAACUCCAACACCAGUACAUCAACCACGAGUUAAAUGUGCCCAAACCCCAGGGUUUGUCGAAAAAGGGGUUUCAACUGACAGUCCUGUAGUUGAUCCCAAGGCCACUCAAUUGCCACCUACUUCAAGUUCGGACAGAUCCAGACACUCUCCACGUCGUAGAAAGCACUCAAAUACCGCGUCUUCAUUUGAUCGGGUGGCAGCAUGGGUGAAGGAUGUUAACACUGACUUAGAACAUGUCGAAGCUGAUCCAACUCGCCCCUCUCCAGCACAUACUCCCACUCAAUCCCAACCUGAAAGUCGAUCAUCAUCAUGUCAUCGAUCUUGCUGCUCAAGACGCCAUAGGAGUCACCGGAAGAGACGUAGUAGGAGGCAUCAUCAUAGCCGUCAUCAUCGACAUCAUGAAACUACCUGCUCAAAGUGUGCUCGCGAAUCUUGUGCAUUAUGUGAAGCGGAGGCUGAAAAGUGCUGUUCGAAAGCCUGCCACAAAUGCUCGUAUUAUGAUGAACAACGAGGAAAACAUGUUUCUGAAGCAUCGAAUCAUGGUUCUUCUUGCAGCAAUCCUCCCAAAUCUGAGGCCACUUCUAAGUCUCCUACAGCCCCUGUGAUCGUUCCAGCUGUUCAACAGCAUAAUGGAGCCCAGAAGGCGCUGUCAACGUUUGCAUCACCACUGGUUAUGCAAAGGACGGUGUCUUUCCCUUGGAUGCCAUCACAGAUGACACGGUCCUCAACAGUUCAUUCAACACCCUGUCAACCUCAACAAGCGAAUCAGGCUUAUUGGUCCCCGAUGUACGCUCCACAAACACCCCAACUCCCAGUUCAACAGACAAACCCUAUGCAAUAUUACCCCUGGUCCCUACCCACAUCCCCCUAUCUUCAGAAUUCAAUGCAGGCUUGGUCUGCACAGCUCCCUGUGCCAUCCUCAGCAGCCUCUGAAUUAUCCCAAGCAGCACCACCUCAAUCACACUAUGUCCAUCCUAGACGUCCUAGCGAUUCUGUUGAUGUGGGUACUCCAACCCAUACUACUUUAUCGUCCGCCUCAGAGCUACCCCAAGACGUCAAAAAAUCUAGGUUCUUUACUCUUCCAUCUAUCCUCUGUACUCUUCGUCGCUGGCAUGCCAGACGAAAGGAGAGAAAAUCCAAGAAGGCUCUUGAGGUAACUGCCGCUGAAAAAACGCCGGUGAUAGAUGAUCAACGAAACAUGUCAAUGAGGUCUAGUGCCUCUCUUCCUGGUGCAUAUUCACGAAAUGGUUUCCAGAGGCGGCCGAGUAGUGAUCAGGGUAUUGUAGGUACCUCCCAGUACCUCCAACAUUAUCCUGUGGCUACCACAACGAUAAACCAACAUCAAAUAUAUCCCCAGAUGUGUGCCGGAGACCCUUCCUCAUUUAUGAAUCAAAUGCAGCAGAGCCUUUCUACUUAUCGAACCAGCCGUUCAGUAGGAAUAGGCCACAAGGACAACCGAGGUGAUCGAGGAAGCAGUGGAUAUGAGAGCUAUCGACAAGGGAUGACUACAGGAAGUGCAGGAGGUGGUCCAGGAUGUAGCAGUGAAGUCUCGUCGGCUCAUACAGAUUCAGUUGACUCGUGCUCAUCAGGGUGCCCCCAACAACAGAUGCAACAUUGCCAGUAUAAUUUGCAAAAGCCCCAACAAGGGAUAUGUUGCCCCCCUCAGCCAUUCUAUUCCCCUAAUCAAAAACCCAUGCCAUACAUGCCCCAGACCAUGACAAGUCCAGGUCACCAAAGUUUUCCAAUGGCCAUGGCUAGCAGUAACCUAAUCCGUUAA
Rodentolepis nana is the source of this 4767-nucleotide messenger RNA. NCBI's taxonomy places the organism in Eukaryota, Metazoa, Platyhelminthes, Cestoda, Cyclophyllidea, Hymenolepididae. The record is from the annotation of a GenBank genome assembly.